Messenger RNA from Botrytis fragariae, 1134 nucleotides. Its product is annotated as putative 14-3-3 family protein. The transcript is spliced from 6 exons. NCBI's taxonomy places the organism in Eukaryota, Fungi, Ascomycota, Leotiomycetes, Helotiales, Sclerotiniaceae. Gene Ontology annotation, cellular component: cytoplasm. Gene Ontology annotation, biological process: signal transduction. The record is from RefSeq and is a predicted model, not a curated record. Bases 122 to 919 code for a protein of 265 amino acids.
AACACAUUUCCCACGUCGCAUAACAUCCUACGUUUUUCUUCCCAUUUCAGUUUGUGAGAUCUCUUUCCUAAAGACUUAAAAUAAUAUCAUAAAAAGAUACUCAGAUCUACAAAUCGCAGUCAUGGGUUACGAAGAUUCCGUCUAUCUCGCCAAGCUCGCCGAGCAGGCUGAGCGAUAUGAAGAGAUGGUCGAGAACAUGAAGUCCGUCGCCUCUGAAGACCAAGAACUCUCCGUCGAGGAGCGUAAUCUUUUGUCUGUUGCAUACAAAAACGUUAUUGGUGCCCGUCGUGCAUCAUGGAGAAUCGUCACUUCCAUUGAACAAAAGGAGGAGUCAAAAGGCAAUUCAUCCCAGGUUACUCUCAUCAAGGAGUACCGUCAAAAGAUUGAAGCCGAACUUGCCAAGAUCUGCGAAGAUAUCCUCGAGGUUUUGGACAAACACUUGAUUCCUUCUGCCAAGAGCGGUGAAUCUAAAGUCUUCUACCACAAGAUGAAGGGUGAUUACCACCGUUAUCUCGCUGAGUUCGCCAUUGGUGACAAGCGAAAGGAGUCUGCCGACAAGUCUCUUGAGGCUUACAAGAAUGCAACCGAAGUUGCUCAAACUGACCUUGCACCAACACACCCAAUCCGUCUUGGUCUUGCCCUCAACUUCUCCGUUUUCUACUACGAGAUCUUGAACUCCCCAGAUCAAGCUUGCCAUCUUGCCAAGCAAGCCUUCGAUGAUGCCAUUGCUGAACUCGAUACCCUUAGUGAGGAGAGCUACAAGGACUCCACAUUGAUCAUGCAACUCUUGAGAGAUAACUUGACCCUCUGGACUUCAUCAGAGGCCGAGCCAGCUACUACAGAGUCCGCUGCUGCACCUGCUGAGGCCAAGGAAGCCGAGGCCGCUGCACCAGCUGAGGAGAAGCCAGCUGCUGAAUAGAGGAUCAUCGGAUAUGGCGUUGAUGUUUGGUCGAAUGGGCGUACGAGCGAUGGAGGUUACGAUUGGGUUUUGCAUGUUUCGGCAGGCGAGAUGAGCAGAGGACGAGCUUCAUAAAGAGCUUUUGGGGGGUCUCACUCGCAACUUGCUUGCCUUUAGACUCUUUAAUGCAUCAAACCAUACUGUACUUUCCCUUCCACACAUCCUUUCGCUAUUUU